Molecule: messenger RNA, 1050 nt
Organism: Lodderomyces pseudojiufengensis
Lineage: Eukaryota; Fungi; Ascomycota; Pichiomycetes; Serinales; Debaryomycetaceae
Product: pyridoxine 4-dehydrogenase
Exons: 1
Coding region: 1-1050 (349 amino acids)
Cellular component (GO): cytoplasm
Source: RefSeq, a predicted model, not a curated record
AUGUCAAAUCAAAUAGAGAAAGUAGAAAUUCCUGGAAAAUUUGGAUAUGGAACAAUGAGUCUUACAUGGACUUCGAAUCCACAAGCAGAAGAAAAAUCAAUUGAAACUAUUAAAUUUAUAACAUCACAUCCUGAAUUUGGUGUUAAAUUAAUAAAUUUAGGAGAAUUUUAUGGUCCAAAUGAUAGUAAUUUAAAAUUAUUUGAAAAAUUUUUAAAAUCAAAUGAUCCAAAUCUCAAUGAAAGUUUGGUUGUUAGUAUUAAAGGUGGUCUUGAUGUAUCAACUUUAAGACCAGAUGGUUCUAAGGAAAAUAUUAGUAAAUCAAUUGAAAAUGUUGUAUCAUAUAUCCCAAAGGAAAAUAGACCAAAAUUGAUUUAUGAAAUUGCUAGAGUUGAUAAAACUGUUCCUUAUGAAGAUACCAUUGGAUAUAUUAAAGAAUAUGUUGAAAAGGGAAUUAUUGAUGGUAUUUCAUUAUCUGAAGUUGGUAAAGAAUCAAUUGCAAAAGCAAUUAAAGUUGCACCAAUUUCAUGUGUUGAAUUAGAAUUAUCAUUAUUUUCACAAGAAUUAAUUGAUAAUGGUUUAUUAGCUUAUUUAUCAGAACAACAAAUUCCAAUUAUUGCUUAUUCACCACUUUGUAGAGGUAUAUUAACUGAUUCAACAGUUGAAAAUUCAGAUACUUUUUUAACAAAAAUCCCUGAAACUGAUUUUAAACAUCAUUUAGAUAAAUUUAAACCAGAAAUUUUUAAACAAAAUUUAAUACCAUUAAAAAAGCUUUAUGAUUUUGCUCAUAAUGUUAAAAAUACUUCAUUAGAAAGUUUAGCAUUAUCUUGGAUUUUAAAGUUGUCAGGUCAAAAGAAUUUUAGAGGUAUUGAAAAAGUAACAAGAAUUUUACCAAUUCCAUCUGGUUCAACUCCAAAAAGAAUUGAAUCGAAUUUUGGUAAUAUUGUUGAAUUAACUGAUGAAGAUUUAGAUGAGAUUGAACAAAUUUUAAAAGAAAAUCCUGUUAAGGGAUUUAGAUAUAAUGAACAAUUAGAAGGUACAUUAUUUCAAUAA